Penaeus chinensis is the source of this 2594-nucleotide messenger RNA. RefSeq lists its product as uncharacterized. The transcript is spliced from 4 exons. Bases 293 to 1348 code for a protein of 351 amino acids. Lineage: Eukaryota; Metazoa; Arthropoda; Malacostraca; Decapoda; Penaeidae. The record is from RefSeq and is a predicted model, not a curated record.
UUGUUUACCAACAUCACGUGGGAGGCAGAUACCUGUCCGUCCGGCAAAAACAGCCCCCUGGUCCAGGACCCUGAAAUAGUCAAGAUGCAUUCCAAAAAGGCUAUAUUCUCAAUUGACAAGAGGAAAAAGAAAUAAUGGAAAAAAAUGGAGAGAGAAGUACACUGUUGUGUGCAUACCUGCUGCUGCAUGUGAAUUGCCACCGAACGCCAUUCUCAAAGAUAAAAAUUAUCCAACAUCACUUUGAUGUACAGAGUCGCGUGGUGACAGAAAACAUUAAUGAAAACAUCGGAUUAUGGGAACUAAAGUCGUUUUCACUCCAAAGGUCAACUAUGACUGGACUAACAUCAAUUACAUAUAUGUUCAAGAAAUUGUGAAACAAGCAGGAAGCUUACCUCUGGACACUGCCUGCACUGCCCAGGAACUGUUUAUGUCAGCUGUACAAAAGACAGGAAAUGCAGCAAAGCAGGUUGCAGUAGGUGAGCAUGUCCAGUGCCAGAAAUGCAACACUCCAUGGAUUGCUGGUUAUUUCACAACUCGCCUGCUCAUUACCCCCCAAAAGAAAAGAAAAAGGAAAAAAAAAUAUGAACCGGAAAAGAGUUUAGUUUCUGCAAAUAUGAAAAGAAAAAAUGUUUUGGUGAUGAAGUGCCUUGUGUGUAAGGGUAAACUUAAUAUUUCAUCGAAAAUACCCAUGAAAAGGGUAAUGGUAAGCGAAACAAGAGAAAUAGAUCUAGAAACAACAAAGAAGAAGAAGAAAAAGAAGAGGAAGAAGGAGAUGAAUGCAGGUUUGCGCCUCCCAGCCGUAAAGGACGAAGAAUCGGAACACUUUGAUGACAGGGCAUAUUUCCAUAGCUCUGAUGCUAUGAAAAUUGGGAAUGAAGGCAAUACAAAAAAUCAAGCCACAGAAACAGUGAGUUUGAUGACCACUGAUAUGCCAGAUAAAACAAAUGAUUUAGAAAAUGAGACUGACAGACAGUCAGAAGUACCAGAGGACAGUUUGUGUAGAAGAAUAUCAGCUACACUUGCUAGCAUUAAAACAACUUUACCAAAAUCAAAUGAAUCAAAUACCAAUACAUUUUAUGUGCAAAAACAAGACAAUAAAGCAGGGAAAGCAAGUAAAUUGUAUAAAACCUCAGCAGUGAUGAAUAAACCACCAGAAGCUGUUUCUACUCAUAUGAAGAACCAGUGCCCCAAGAAUCUUCCAAUAAAAACAGUGAACCUACAAGUUAACCCUGUGAUGCAAAAACAAAAAAAGGUCCAAAGAAAAAUAAAUGGACUGAAAAAUGCGGUGGUGAAAGACCAAAUGAAGAAGAGCAACAGCCUUGGGAAUUUCUUGAAUAGUUUGUUUUAGAUUUAUCAGAAAUUUUUAUACAGUUUCUUUCAGUGAUUUACUUUGAUACACAGAUGUAAAGUCAUAAGUACAAUCGUACUCAUCCAGACAUUUUAAAAUCAGUGGAAUACUCUUCAUGGAUUUUGCAACAGAUUAUCAGUCUUUAUCAUUAUGCAGAUGAUUUAUGGAUACUUAUGUUAGAAUUGAAAAAUAUUCUGCAGUAUCACAAAAUACCAUUGAUAUGAAUGAAAAAGAAAAACUUCAGUUUAUGGAGUUUCUCUUUGUGCAUUGUUAUUAGCUUUUUUAGCUCACCAACUGUAAUGUUUAUCUGCUACUUGCCAGGAUGGCAAAAAUACAAACUAUGUCCACUAUUCUUUUACUGAUUAAUUGUCUAUAAAAUAUGUGUGGCCCCACAGGUGCUGAAUCACCAAGGAAUCAAUAACUCCUAUCACAAUUGUGCACCUGUUUUCUUGAUUUUCAUGGGUUCUUUUUUGUUUUAUUUUUCAUUGUUAUUAGUAUUACUUAUAACAUUUUAAUCAAAAUGUCAAUAAUAAGAACAACAUCAUCAAUAUUAAUGACAUUAUGAAAUAAAUUUUCCCAAAACCUCAAGGCAAGGGGAAAUCAAGUGAGGUCACGAAAACUUACUAAUUGGCUACUUGGUAGCUGAGUACUUGUGAAGCCAUGUGUUCAAACAAAAUUCACAAGAGAAAACUACAGUUACCAGUAUAUGUACCUAGCAACAGUGGGUUAAGGGCCUAUUUUUCCCUUCAUAUACCACUAAAAGUGGUUACCUGCUGACAAUCAUUUAUGGUAAGAUGCCUUAUGGUGUAAUAUUCUCCUUAAAGCACCUUUCAUUUGACUGUCCUGAUUAUUGUUACUGGCCUGAUUAUUGUUACUGGCCUGUAGAGAGAUAUGGGAUCAGGAACUGAGAAAGCUAAAAGGUUAAAUUGAAACAUUGAUUUUUCAAUCCCACCUCCAGUGUAUAUUAUCUUUUGCUUCACCCAUAACAGUAACAUUGGAACAGGUGGGAUAUUACAUAUUAAUUUUUAUAUAGCACUCCUUAUAUUUCUCUCUUUAUCAUUACAAACCACCCAUAUAAAUAUACUCCUUAUGUUAUCAUGCUGUAGGUAACAUAUCCUAAGGCAUCUUUGAUGCUCUCUUUUCAUAUGGAAAUGUUAGCUAUUUCUUUGGAAACCUUUAAGUAGACAAGUUGUUUGUUUUAUCAAUGCACACACUGUAGACUGAAAUAUUAAAGAAGUUCACUAGG